AUGGCGCCGGAGUCGGAUGAGUACGAGGCCGGUCUGACGGUGAUCGGCGAAUGCGACACGCCGCCGUCGAAGCUGGAGCGGAACAGCAACUACCACCUGUUCAAAUCGGGCAUCAAGCCGAUGUGGGAGGACGACGCGAACGCGAACGGUGGCAAGUGGGUGUUGACGAUGAAGAACAACCCAGCGCUGCUCGACCGGUGCUGGUCGUGGCUCGCGAUGGCGCUCCUUUGGACGCGGACGAAGGAGGAUGUGGAGAAGAUCAACGGGAUCGCGCGCAAGAUGGUGAAGCUGCUCGACGUCUCGGAGGCGGACGGGAUUGGACUCGAGUUCCAGUACAACAACGACGACCGGCCGGUAGCAAACAAGUUUUUGACGAUACAGGCGGUCCCUCAGACCUCAUAUCGGACGUCGUUCCACGGCAAGCCGCCAGGGUUCAGCCCCGUCACAAGCCCUGGCGAAGGCCCGCAAAUUGGUGGCCCGGGCCCAGGCGGCGCCUUCGCGGGCUUUGGCGUCGGCGGUGGAGGGGUCCUGGGCUCCGGCUGGAGGGGCAAGCGGUAA
Messenger RNA from Epithele typhae, 558 nucleotides. RefSeq names its product translation initiation factor eIF 4e-like domain-containing protein. Gene Ontology annotation, molecular function: translation initiation factor activity; RNA 7-methylguanosine cap binding. Gene Ontology annotation, biological process: translational initiation. The transcript has 4 exons. Lineage: Eukaryota; Fungi; Basidiomycota; Agaricomycetes; Polyporales; Epitheliaceae. Gene Ontology annotation, cellular component: eukaryotic translation initiation factor 4F complex. The record is from RefSeq and is a predicted model, not a curated record. The coding region runs from base 1 to 558 and encodes 185 amino acids.